Messenger RNA from Jaculus jaculus (lesser Egyptian jerboa), 5062 nucleotides. It is a transcript of the gene Dnajc6, whose product is annotated as DnaJ heat shock protein family (Hsp40) member C6. Gene Ontology annotation, biological process: synaptic vesicle uncoating; clathrin-dependent endocytosis; dephosphorylation. Gene Ontology annotation, cellular component: vesicle; intracellular membrane-bounded organelle; cytoplasm. Gene Ontology annotation, molecular function: clathrin binding; phosphatase activity. Bases 122 to 3022 code for a protein of 966 amino acids. NCBI's taxonomy places the organism in Eukaryota, Metazoa, Chordata, Mammalia, Rodentia, Dipodidae. The transcript is spliced from 19 exons. The record is from RefSeq and is a predicted model, not a curated record.
GGGCCCUUGAUCGCUCGCCUGACGGCUGGCCUGCUGUGACACUUCCUCUCUCCGCCGGCGCCGCCUCCCUCCCCUCCCCCUUCCUCCCCAGGUUCAUUUUCCCUCUUCUCCGGGCUCGCCCAUGAGCCUCCUCGGGAGCUACCGGAAGAAGACCAGCAGCGAUGGUUACGAGUCUUUGCAGCUGGUGGACAGUCACGGGGACUCGGGCGCGCGGAGCGGCGCGCUUGGCGGCCCGCAGCGGGUGACGGCGACGGCGGGCGCGGCGCGCAGUCCGGCCCGGCAGGCUCCGCACCGCGCCAGCACCACGGACAGCUCAGGUGCUUCAUCUCCAGACAUGGAGCCUAGCUAUGGGGGAGGCCUUUUUGACAUGGUGAAAGGUGGUGCUGGGAGACUCUUCAGUAACCUAAAGGACAACUUGAAAGACACCCUCAAAGACACAUCCUCUAGAGUCAUUCAGUCUGUUGCCAGCUACACAAAGGGAGACUUGGACUUCACUUACGUUACCUCCAGAAUUAUUGUGAUGUCCUUUCCUAUGGACAAUGUUGACAUAGGAUUCAGAAACCAGGUUGAUGACAUACGUAGCUUUUUGGAUUCCAGACACCUUGACCACUACACCGUCUAUAAUCUGUCACCCAAGUCAUAUCGAACUGCCAAGUUUCACAGCCGGGUCUCAGAGUGCAGUUGGCCCAUCAGGCAGGCCCCAAGUCUGCACAACCUCUUUGCUGUAUGUCGGAAUAUGUACAAUUGGCUGUUACAAAAUCCCAAAAACGUCUGUGUUGUCCACUGCUUGGAUGGACGGGCGUCGUCGUCAAUUCUGGUUGGCGCUAUGUUCAUCUUCUGUAAUCUCUACUCUGCUCCGGGCCCUGCUGUCCGAUUGCUGUAUGCAAAACGACCAGGAAUUGGACUGUCACCGUCCCAUAGGAGAUACCUGGGCUACAUGUGUGACCUACUUGCAGACAAACCCUACCGCCCUCACUUCAAGCCUCUUACUAUCAAGGCAAUCACUGUUAGCCCAAUUCCUUUCUUCAACAAACAGAGAAAUGGAUGUCGCCCUUACUGUGAUGUACUGAUAGGAGAAACUAAAAUAUAUUCAACCUGCACAGAUUUUGAACGAAUGAAAGAAUACCGUGUCCAAGAUGGAAAAAUCUUCAUUCCCCUGAACAUCAGCGUGCAGGGAGAUGUGAUUGUUUCCAUGUACCACUUGAGGUCAACCAUUGGGAGCCGGCUGCAGGCCAAGGUGACCAACACACAAAUAUUCCAGCUCCAAUUCCAUUCUGGAUUCAUACCACUGGACACAACCACUUUAAAGUUCACCAAGCCUGAGUUAGAUGCAUGUGAUGUACCAGAAAAAUAUCCUCAGCUAUUCCAGGUGACACUGGAUAUAGAAGUGCAGCCCCAUGACAAAGUGAUAGACUUAACACCACCAUGGGAGCAUUACUGCACAAAAGAUGUCAAUCCCAGCAUCCUCUUCUCUUCUCAGCAGGAACAUCAAGAUACUAUGGCCUUAGGAGGACAGGUUCCAGCAGAUAUGCCUCCAGACAAUACCAGGCAGUAUGGGCAAGGUGGCUUCUUUGCCUCUCUCUGUUGGCAAGAUCAGAAAUUGGAGAAGUCAGUGUGUGAGGACCAUGCUGUUCUCGUCAGUCAGGAGAGUGAACAAUCAGAUGAUGAGCUUCUGACCCUUUCUAGUCCACAUGACCAUGCCAAUGGUGACAAAUAUCAUGUUACCAAGAAGCCCAGCAAGAAGCAGGAGGAGUCAGCCGCCCCUCUUCCCACUCAGGAGGCGGACCUUCUGGGCCUGGAAGGGUCUGAUGUGAGUAAGACUUCCUCUCCAGUGGCGGCUCCGCCCAGCAAUUCUGAACUGCUGAGUGACCUGUUUGGGGGUGGAGGUGCCACUGGUCCUGCCCCAGCCAGGCAGGCCGGGGUGGAAGACGUGUUCCAUCCCAGUGGACCUGCAUCCACCCAGUCAACACCACGCCGUUCUGCCACCUCUACAUCUGCAUCACCCACCCUCCGAGUGGGAGAAGGUGCCACCUUUGACCCAUUUGGAGCAACAGCUAAGCCUUCAGGUCAAGAUUUGCUGGGGUCCUUCCUGAACACAUCCAAUGCUUCUAGUGACCCCUUUCUGCAGCCUACACGAAGUCCUUCUCCUACAGUGCAUGCUUCUAGUACCCCUGCUGUGAAUAUUCAGCCUGAUGUUGCUGGAGGUUGGGACUGGAAUUCUAAACCAGGUUUUGGAAUAGGAAGUAAGUCAGCUGCCACCAGCCCGACAGGCUCCUCCCAUGGCACUCCCACCCAUCACAGCAAGCCUCAGACACUGGAUCCUUUUGCUGACCUGGGGACACUUGGUAGUUCUUCAUUUGCCAGUAAACCUACCACGCCCACUGGCCUGGGCGGAGGAUUUCCACCUCUCAGCUCACCACAGAAAGCAUCUCCACAGCCUGUGGGUGGAGGAUGGCAGCAAGCACCUGGCUAUAACUGGCAGCAAGCACAGUCUAAGACCCAGCCCACCAUGCAACACUCCUCCCCCCAGAACAGGCCCAACUACAAUGUGAGCUUCUCCGCCACACCUGUGGGCCAGAGUGAACGCAGCAAAGGAUCAGAAGGGAAACCAAAGGCAUCAGACUUUGAAGACCUGCUGUCUAGUCAAGGUUUCAAUGCCCACAAAGACAAGAAGGGGCCUAGGACAAUAGCUGAGAUGAGAAAAGAAGAAAUGGCCAAGGAAAUGGACCCUGAGAAAUUAAAGAUUCUGGAAUGGAUAGAAGGCAAAGAGAGAAACAUCAGAGCCCUACUUUCCACAAUGCACACUGUGCUGUGGGCUGGGGAGACCAAGUGGAAACCAGUUGGCAUGGCAGACCUAGUAACACCAGAGCAGGUGAAGAAGGUGUACAGGAGGGCCGUGCUGGUGGUACACCCAGACAAAGCCACUGGGCAACCUUAUGAACAAUAUGCAAAGAUGAUUUUCAUGGAGCUAAAUGAUGCCUGGUCUGAAUUUGAAAACCAAGGCCAAAAGCCUUUGUAUUAAUUUGUGAGCUUUUUCUAUCUUGGUUGCAACUCCAUGCUAAAGAUUAGUGUAUACCACAAUUCUGAGAUUUUCACAGAUGAACCAAAAAUUACAGUAAUGUAGUUCAAGUACUAAACUGUUAAGUUACGUGUGAAUUCAUUUCUCAUAAGGAAAAUUGAUGUUUGGUUUCUUUAAGUCCAUAGUCUUUACUGAGAGAAACUUUCUGGAAUAGCUGACCUAACAGAGUUGUAACAUUCCAGCCUGUCCUUUGGGGAGCCUACUCAGCAUUUUGCCUGGGGACAUGGAAACCUGAGGCCACCAAAGAUUAAGGCAUAAUAUCCAUCUCAUUGUUUAAGAAUAUAUUAGUGAGUGAAAGUUAGGAUAGUUGAAUUAACUAACAACAGUUUUAAAGGAUGGCUUUUACUUUUUUAAAAAAGAAAUUUGAAAAAUGGCUUUACCCAAACUCAAGAAACAUGACCACCAAGUAUUUUUUAAUAUAAGUUUACUAUAGCCAUUAGCAUGAUAAUGUAUAUGUCUUCUGAUGAACAGUACUAAUCAAUAUAAAAGAACUUGGAUGAUGUGGAGUGAUUAUGCACAAAUCCAGGGACUACCAAGUCUUCCUGGAUGGAUUACAAACAAUGAACACGUGGGCUAAAGAAACCAGGGGCUGUGAGAUGCACAAACCUUGAUUCCUGGUCAAGAUGUUGGGCUGCUCUCUCCUUCUCCCUUUAAAAAACUGUGGCUGACUAAAGGAAAACUCAACACUAUCACAACUCCAAACCUGCUUGAAAGAACUUCUGAGUUUUACAUCAAUGCUCAGUGCUCUUCCUUUUGCUUAGGCAUGAGAUCAUUCUUUUUUGGGAAUAGGUUGCAGAGCAGUUUGCAGUUUUCAGGACCAGUAGCUAUUACGGCCUAUAUAUUCUGGUAAUUCAUCAAUAGGAAGAAUAUAGAAAUUAAUACUGAGCAGUAGUUAGGAGAAGGGUCCAGUAAUGGAGGCAGACUUGUGUAUACCUUCAGACCCAGUCAGGUGGUAUGUUAGUAUUGGCUUUGAGAAACCAGGUCCACUCCUACCUGUGAGUUUGGACACCUUGGAUUAUUUCCAUGGAGUUUCCUGUUGUAAAAGUAAUUGACUGUUGUGAAAUCCUGGCAAGAAUGAAACUUUUCCAGGCAUAUAGCUGGUUGGGUUUCAGUUCAGUGUUUAUGGUUCUCAUUUUGUGGGGUAAGCAGUUAAUUAUCUUGUGACUUUAGUAGGUUUCCUGGGGACAUAGACACUAUCUACAAAGUGCACAUGUAUAUGCACAAAGCAGGUGGUUUAAAGAUCUUCAUAUUAAUUUCAAUUGGCUUAUGCUCAAAAUUGUGAAAAGCUAUAAAAAUCAUUUUUCAAAGACAAUCAUUUUCUUGAUUCUGCUUUAAUAUUAAUGUAACAAACUGUACUAGAAAAGCAGCAUGUCAAAAUACUUUUGAUUCUAGACAUAUUUCUUUUUCUUAUUGUUUUGUUAUAAAAGUUCAUUAUUUAUUUUAUCUUAUACUGAUAAUGUGAAACUCUCAAAACUUUUCUCUUAAAAUACACAGCUAUAACCUAUUUGAGGUAACCAUAAUAGCCUGGUGUUAUUUAUGAAUGUGUUGUAAAAUGAUGUUUGACCCAGUGUGUGCUUGUCUUAUUUAAAAUUGGAAUGUAAGACAUUUCUCUUCAUUCAUAUUUGUAGAUAUUGUGUGAACUAUAGUAUAUAUUGACAUAAUUAAAAGGAUAUUAUGUGGAUGUCACAUACAUUUGAAAUUAUAGAACUAUAUUAGCUUCAUAUCAUGUUUGCAUAAUUAAUUAGUUAAUGGUUUAAACAGUCAUUAAACAUUAUGUAAUUAGUAAUGCAAAAGAGCCUUCCUUAACUUAAAGAGAUGGUUUCUCCAUCUCUCUUCCAGAUACAUAAUAAUUCUUGGUCCCUAUUUGUCUUAAAACUCUUAACAUAUAUGCAGACCAACAAGGUUUUGCAUUCCUUUUAAAUGUCUGGUGUUACAGAGCUUGUUGUUGGUUAGGUUGUUUGAUUCAUAUUUAUUGUAAUAUAU